Trichomonas vaginalis G3 is the source of this 966-nucleotide messenger RNA. Its product is annotated as phage tail repeat-like family. The record is from RefSeq and is a predicted model, not a curated record. The annotation marks the transcript as partial. The transcript has a single exon. NCBI's taxonomy places the organism in Eukaryota, Parabasalia, Trichomonadida, Trichomonadidae.
AUGUCAAAUGAAACAGCGUCUAUGAGAGAAAUACAACACAACCGACAACUCAUUAUACAAGCUCUAAAUAAGAACACAACAAACUUUUCAAACUAUUCUAAGAUAUCUGAGUCAUUGAAAGAAGGAAAUUUAAAACUGACAUUAAACCCAAUGACAGAUGAGUUUCUAUUUCAAGACAAUAAGAACCAUACUGUCUGUAUAAAUCCAACAAAAGGAACUUUAAACGAGAAACCUAUAAAUGAACUUCUUUUGAAAGCAGAUGUUGACAACAAAGCAGACAAAACAUAUGUAGACGAUGCAAUAGCAAAAGAAGAAGAAAGAGCUGACAAAGCUUAUGCAACAAAAGAACAUACUCAUCCUGAACUAGCAGACAAAACAUAUGUUGACAAUAAAAUGUCAAGUGAAGUGACAAGAGCUGAAAACGAAUAUUCUAAAAAGACUCAUAUACAUACCAUUGCAAAUAUUACAAACUUACAAGAAACCUUAAACAGUAAAAGUGCCGUUGGACAUACACAUACCAUUGCAAAUAUUACAAACUUACAAGAAACCUUAAACAGGAAAAGUGCCGUUGGACAUACACAUACCAUUGCAAAUAUUACAAACUUACAAGAAACCUUAAACAGGAAAAGUGCCGUUGGACAUACACAUACAUCUUCUGAAAUAACAGACUUAAACGUUAGCCUUGAAAAGAAAGCAGAUAAGAACCAUACACAUACAAGUUUUACAACUGUUGCUAUAGAAAGUAUUGAAGGAACGGUUGAAGAAACUGGUGGGGAUGCAUUAUAUUGUAAACCUCCUAACUUUCCACAAGGUUUAACAUCGGAUGACGACAUAACGACGAUGAGAAACAUUAGAUGUAAAGAUGUUUAUGUCAUGAAGGAUGAAUAUAAUAUUAAAUUCACUGCUCAAGAUUUAUAUGACAAGAAAGCAGACAAAACAGAGCUUCAAACAUUAAAGACAGAAAUA